UUCUGUCAUUUCCAUGUCUUUGUAUUGUCAAAACUUGUCGUUAUUCAAAAUUUAAACAAAAUUAUGUAGAUCAUUUGGGAGGAAAUACCCAUUACACAUUCUUUAUCAGAUCUAUAUGACAAAUACGACCGGAUACCGUUGGUUGUUAGGUGUUAUCGAAACACCAUUGCGAAAUUAUGUUGUGGUGAGACAGUGACAACUUUUUACUUUGUUUAGAUGUUGCCUUCUACUGCAAUUUUACUCAUUAAUUUAGUGGUCAAAAGAAAUGGAUCAAGAUAAACCAGUUUUCUCUGGUCUAUUGUUACUUCCUCCACAGGCAAAACUGUUAAUUAAGAAAACUUGGCAUCAGAGAUUCUGUCAGUUAUAUAAAGCAAGCAAAUUUGGCAUCGAAAGAUUAGAAAUAUAUGAUGGGGUGGAUGAAAAUUCAAUAACUAAAAACUCAUCGUCGAGAAUAAUUACACUAGAAAAUUGUGUUAAAAUAGCUCAAAAACAUGAAACAGCGUUUCAGUUGAUUACCAAAACGGCUAGUUAUGAAUUUAACACUAUCACACAGCAAUCAUUAAAAGAAUGGUUAGCUGCACUUCAAUCGGUUGCCUUCAAGGAUGAAACUUCUCGAAUAACUAGUAUUGAAGAAGAUAAUGAUCUCUAUUGCUCUUCCAGCGAUGAAAUGUUUAAUGUUACAUUGCAUGCAUCUGAAGCAUCUGAAAGAUGCGGGUUAUAUCCGGAAAACUACAUAUUGGUGUUAAAUGCGACAGCAAUUCAGAUACGUGAUAAUGAAACUAAUAAACUAUUGUAUACUUGGCCAUAUAGAUUUAUACGAAGGUACGGAUAUCGUGAAGGCAAAUUUACAUUUGAAGCGGGUCGCAAAUGUGAAUCUGGGGAAGGAAUAUUUCAUUUAGAACAUUCUAAUCAAAAAGCAAUAUUCAGAUGUGUUGCUUCAAAAAUGAAAUCUAUGAAGAAACUGCUAAUCAACGAGGCAAAUUCGUCUAUCUUAGACUGUGGGGAUAAUCAAUUUCAAGCAACAUUAGGAAUGGAAGCUCGUUCUCAUACACCAUUACCGCCAUCACCUACUACAUCAUCCUCGGCACAGGACAUAGAAUCUGAUACCUCAAACCUCACAGCGAACUCCUUAUUCGACUCGUCAUUUGAAAAGAAAUUAACUGCGAUCACCAAUACAAAAGUGAUUCCAAUGAAACCGCCUAGAAAAUUUAUUGGAACAAAACCAGAAGGAAAUUUGAAGCAUUCAAAUUACGAAGCAGUAAACAAAUAUGAUCAAGUCGAAUUUCGAAAUGAAGCUUGGCGUACAUUAGGAACGGACGAUAUUAAGCACACAGAAAAUAUCGACGAAGAAGAGUUGGAGGAAUAUGUCUCGUGGGGUCGUAAAGCGAACAAUUCACCCAUAGAGCACCUCAACUUGCCAAAAGUGACAAAAAUUAUAAAUGUCUCCCCGAAUGUAGAUGAUAGGUACGAUCGUUUAAAUUUCUUUGGAUUGAGCGGUAAAUUAAAUGUGAAAAAUUCCAAAUACCAACAGAUCCCUACUGCACCAGUAUUACCUGCACAAUCUCCAUCUUCGUUUAAUGAUUAUGACGAAGUGGUUCCCACCAUGGAGAGUGUGCGAAUUGCAGAUGAUUCUCAUUUAGGAUAUGCCAUGAUUCGAAAAAUGCCUAAAGAGUCCAUUGAUCACCAAUUAUACAAUAAUGAGCCUUAUGCUGUAAUUAACAAACCAAAACGUGUCUAGUCUUUUGCAGUGGACAUUCUGAACAUAGUGAUCAUUAAACUUAACUGUGCCACGUUAAGUAUUUACUAAGUUUGAUGGCCACAACUACUGUAAGGGAAAGAAGCCAAUAUUAUGUGAUUAAUAUCUAAGUAUUAUAAUUAAAGAAAUCCUUUAUGGGUAUGUUUAGUACCGGAUAUUAUGCAACGAAUUUUUAUUAAUAACAUUUAUAAAUGUAGUU
This is a messenger RNA of Photinus pyralis (common eastern firefly), 1955 nucleotides long. RefSeq names its product docking protein 2 (gene Dok). The transcript has 3 exons. Gene Ontology annotation, biological process: cell surface receptor protein tyrosine kinase signaling pathway; positive regulation of MAPK cascade. The coding region runs from base 266 to 1738 and encodes 490 amino acids. The record is from RefSeq and is a predicted model, not a curated record. Gene Ontology annotation, cellular component: cytoplasm. NCBI's taxonomy places the organism in Eukaryota, Metazoa, Arthropoda, Insecta, Coleoptera, Lampyridae.